AUGCUCCACAAGCGGGAACUGUGUGGCAUCGCACAUUGGGAAUUAAACUGUGCACCCCUUCUUUCCCUUCUUCUGCAGGAUGAAUUCCACCCAUUCAUUGAGGCGCUUCUUCCACAUGUCCGCGCAAUCGCCUAUACUUGGUUCAACCUGCAGGCUCGGAAACGCAAGUACUUUAAAAAGCAUGAGAAACGGAUGUCCAAGGAUGAGGAGAGGGCCGUCAAGGAUGAGCUGCUCAGUGAGAAGCCCGAAAUCAAACAGAAGUGGGCAUCCAGGCUCCUGGCCAAACUGCGCAAGGACAUCCGCCAGGAGUACCGGGAGGACUUUGUGCUCACCGUGACUGGCAAGAAGCACCCGUGCUGUGUCUUAUCCAAUCCUGACCAGAAGGGUAAGAUUAGGAGGAUCGACUGCCUGCGACAGGCAGACAAAGUCUGGCGUCUGGAUCUGGUCAUGGUGAUCCUGUUCAAAGGCAUCCCUUUGGAGAGUACGGAUGGCGAACGGCUCAUGAAGUCCCCACACUGCACAAACCCAGCACUUUGUGUCCAGCCACACCAUAUCACAGUAUCAGUUAAGGAACUUGACUUGUUUUUGGCAUACUACGUGCAGGAGCAAGGUAGGAGCACAUUGUUCUUUCUUUCAAACACUACCCAUCCACCUCCAGAUACGGGAUCUCUAGCUCGGGCUAGAGCGUUCUGGAGGCCUCCAGAUAUCCUCCGCCCUCUCCAGAUACCGUGGUGUGCCCCGUUGUCCUCCGUGUCCAUAGUCAUGUCAGAGCCAUGAAAGUGGACAUGGUAC
Messenger RNA from Myodes glareolus (Bank vole), 792 nucleotides. Lineage: Eukaryota; Metazoa; Chordata; Mammalia; Rodentia; Cricetidae. The record is from RefSeq and is a predicted model, not a curated record.